Molecule: messenger RNA, 2498 nt
Organism: Ectocarpus siliculosus
Lineage: Eukaryota; Phaeophyceae; Ectocarpales; Ectocarpaceae
Source: the annotation of a GenBank genome assembly
CUACCGGCUAGCAGUGUGUAGCACCCCGGAAGCAACCAUAUGGUGUGGGUAAGCAAGCCUGCAGAAGUUGAAUUGUGGCACAACGGCACAACCCAAAAGAACAUGAUGAGGUCUCAGCCUUUCAGCAUGGGCGGGCCCCUCCGACUGAUGUUGAUGCUCAUAUGCGCCGCAACUUCGCGUGCCUUCUUGUCGCCGGCUCUUUCUACAAACACCAAGAUGAACACCAGGCACCAGCUCAGCAUGGCUUCAAGUUCCAACCAGCCGGCAGGCUCAAAACAACGAGCUGUCAUUGUGGGAGGAGGACCUGCAGGCGCGCUAAUGGCCCUGUACCUCUCCCAGGAUCGCGGAUUCAAGGUUGAUCUAUUUGAAGCUUUUGACGAGAAUAUAAUCGGGGGCCCGACCGUACGGUCAUGGAACGUUGUGCUGUUUGAUCGCGGCUCCGAUGCCUUGAAAGCAGGCGGUGUGGAUCUGCAGAAAGAGGCGGGCGAGCGAUUGUUAACACUGGCCGGAUCCCUGCGCCAUCACAAGAAAGAGAAGACCUCGAAGUUCUUCUUGGAUUCGUUAAGCAUCUGCCGUGGAGAUUUUGCGAAGGCGUUGCUGAAUAAGGCCAGCAAGGUGCCGAACGUUAACGUCCAUUUCGGAUGUACGUUCUCAAAGGUCGACAUGGAACAGAGGGUCGCCACGUUCGAACGUGGAAAUGGUGACGUCGUGGAAAGCGAAUAUGACAUGCUCAUUGGUGCGGAUGGGGUCAACAGCCGCGUGCGGAAAGAACUUGAGGAAAACGUGCCCGACUUCACCGUCCGACAGCGCGAGGAUCCCAUGGCCUUCAAGACGAUCUUAAUUCCGAUCAUGAAUAUGGAAGGAGCAGACGAGGGUUGGAAGAAGCGCUUUCACGUGACCAACUCGGACAUCGGGUGCAUUAUCGCCCCUCCGCGUUCAGAUGGAAUGCUCACUGCCACGGUGGUUCUACCUAGCGAAGGCAAGACUUCGUUCGAUGCGCUCAUGAAGACGACGCAGGACGUGCGUGACUUCUUCGGACACUACUACCCCAGCGCCUUCGGGCACGAAGGACCAAGCGAAGAGGUUGCUAAGGAGUUCCUUGAGCGACGGACUCAGCAGCUCCGGUCUACCUACUGCUCACGUUUGGCGCAUGGAAGCAUCUUCUUGAUUGGCGAUGCAGCGCAUUCCAUGUGGGCGUCUCUUGGCCAAGGAGUUAACGCAGCCUUGGAGGACUGCCAAGUCUUCGCUCAAGUCUUGGAUUCCGCAACGGAGGGUAAGGCGGUGGGACAAGCGGUCGACGUGCCCAAAGUCCUCGAGGCCUACAACGAGCGGAGGUUCGAGGAUGCCGUAGCCGUGUGCGAACUGAGCGAAGAAGGGAUGGGGGGUGCUAGGUCCAUGCGGCCUGCCUUCGCAGCUCAGCUACUCAUGACGGUUCUCCUCAACAAGACCCUUGGUCUUUUGGCUCCGAAGGUUUUCACACCCCCUUCACUUAUGGCCAUCAGCGGGAACAAGAUGUCGUACGGGGAAAUCUUGCGAGGAGUGAAGAGGGAGGCAACUGUGACCAAAGCACUUUUCGUCGCAGGCGUUGUGUGUGCUGUAGCCGUGGUGGCACGAAAGGUCGUCAUGAGGGUUUAGGUUUUUUCAACUAUUUCAGUAAUUAAGUGGAACAUGACGCAUAUCUGCGUUUCAGAAUAGGCCUAGUCGAAAACCGUACUUGUUGCGGUUGAUGCGGGGUCUUUGGUAUUUUCUCCUUCUUGCAAUAUUUUCAAUUCCGUGUACCCUGCUCUCGUGUUGGCUCCAGUUGAGGAAGUGCGUGCAGCACGAGCGAAGACUAAGACUCGCGUUCUCCAAAGCAUCUAGGCAGCACCAACUCAAGCCACAUCUUCACACAAGCAUCUGAGAGAAUGUUCUGGAUUUGGGGUACAUGGUGGGCGAAGUUGCAAGCUCGUCCACUUACUUAGACACGCCCCCCCAGCUCCCGCCCUGACUGUUUCUUCCGCUUGGCCAAAUCACUGAAAAAGAGCGCCACUGCUGUGCGCCAGAGAUUAUUCUGGUCCUUGUCACGCCGCAAGGUCUGACGUUUAGAAUGGGGCUACAAAACAAACACCCAUCAUACACGCGCAAGGUCUUGCGGCGAUGUCCUUCAUGAAAAGUUACCUGUUAUUUUCAACGACAAAAAAUGUGUUCACUGCGUAUAACCUCUAAAAGCCAAAAGAAAUUCAACACAGGUUACCAUCUCAUGUACUUGGCUAGGUGAACGGCCUCGAGACUUGAACUUCUUACAAAAAGUAAAACACGGGUUUGAUCAAACGUUUGUGCUGCAGCACUGAUGGAAAAAGACAAGUCACCGAACCGCCAUGCGGAUGUAAGGCACUGCUGCACACGCCUUCUUCAUUAUGCCUCGCUGCUGUUGUCGCCUUCCCCGAUAGGGGCGCGAAGCACGGAUUCGAUCCCGUCAGCGAUGCCCGCCAGAACAUCGGAGUCGAAAGAGUCGAGUC